CUCAUGAUCUACCCUUCACGAUCAUUUCUCUGUAGUACUACUCCUGAGUCUACAAAAUUGUACUACACGACUUAAGUUUAUAUAUGAAAACCUUUUUUCAAAAAGUAGUACAAUCAUUUCUUCUGUUUUGAGUUUUUAGUUUUUUGAUCGAAUUCUGAAAACCCAUUUGCAAAAAAAUUUAAAACCCUAGGUUAGUGUUGGAUUUGGAGGUAUGGUUAUGGAGUCAGAGAUGAAAGAAAUUGAAAGGGAAGAAGGAAGGCAACAACAAGAACAAGAUAUGUCAAGAAAAAUACCACCAUGGAAGAAACAAAUAACAGUGAGAGGAUUAUUUGCAAGUUUUAUAAUUGGUGUUAUAUACAGUGUGAUAGUUACAAAGUUAAGUCUGACAACAGGACUUGUUCCUAAUCUGAAUGUGUCUGCUGCUCUUCUUGCAUUUGUUGUUAUCAAGUCAUGGACUAAAUUGCUGCAUAAAGCUGGUUAUGUCUGUACUCCAUUUACUAAACAGGAGAAUACAGUCAUUCAAACUUGUGCUGUUGCUUGUUAUACUAUUUGUUUUGGAGGUGGAUUUGGGUCUUUCUUAUUGGGAUUGAACAAGAGAACAUAUGAACAAGCAGGGAUUGAUACUCCAGGAAAUGCUCCAGGGAGCUAUAAGGAACCAGGAAUUGCAUGGAUGAUGGCAUUUCUUUUUGUUACAAGUUUUGUUGGGCUUUUAGCUUUGGUUCCUCUCAGAAAGAUAAUGAUAAUAGACUACAAGUUAUCGUAUCCGAGUGGCACUGCUACUGCUGUUCUCAUUAAUGGUUUUCACACACCUGAUGGAGAUAAGGACGCCAAGAAGCAGGUUAGAGGAUUCACAAAGUUCUUUUCGUAUAGUUUCCUAUGGGGUUUCUUCCAAUGGUUCUAUUCUGGUGGAGACCAAUGUGGAUUCGUCCAAUUUCCUACUUUCGGGUUGAAAGCUUGGAAGCAAACAUUUUUCUUCGAUUUCAGCAUGACUUAUGUUGGAGCAGGGAUGAUUUGUUCGCAUAUCGUUAACUUGUCUUUGCUUUUGGGAGCCAUUCUUUCAUGGGGGGUAAUGUGGCCAUUGAUACAUGACCGAAAAGGAGAAUGGUACGGUGCAAAAUUGUCAGAAGGUAGCAUGAAGAGCUUGAGUGGUUACAAGGUUUUUAUAUCAAUUGCGCUAAUUCUAGGAGAUGGUCUCUACAAUAUUGGGAAGAUAUUGUACUGUACUGCUAGGAGUGUUCAGACUAAACUUAGAGAGAGGAAUGCAGUUGCAGAUGAGACAAUUCAACCACCUCUUGAGGAUCUUCAACGAAAUGAACUCUUCAUGAGGGAAAGUAUUCCCGUAUGGGUUGCAUGUGUUGGAUACGGUCUUUUCUCCAUUGUUUCCAUCAUUGUGAUACCCCUCAUGUUCCCUCAGCUUAAAUGGUACUAUGUGGUUGUAGCGUACCUCCUUGCUCCAUCUUUAGGGUUCUGUAAUGCAUAUGGCGCAGGUCUAACUGACAUGAACAUGGCCUAUAACUACGGGAAAGUCGCUAUGUUUGUGAUAGCGGCCAUCUCAGGAAAGGAAAACGGUGUAGUUGCAGGACUCGUGGGUUGUGGCCUUAUUAAAUCGAUUGUUUCCAUUUCUUCAGAUCUUAUGCACGAUUUCAAAGCUGGUCACCUCACGCUGACAUCCCCUCGCUCCAUGCUUUUAAGCCAAGCUAUUGGGACAGCAAUGGGUUGUGUGGUAGCUCCUUUAACAUUCUUUCUUUUCUACAAGGCCUUCGAUGUGGGAAAUCCCGCAGGGGAAUACAAAGCUCCAUAUGCUCUAGUUUAUCGGAACAUGGCAAUUCUUGGGGUAGAAGGCUUCUCUGCAUUGCCUCGCCAUUGUCUGAAAAUGUGUUACGGGUUCUUUUCAUUUGCAAUUGCUGCUAAUUUGUUGAGAGAUCUUACCCCUUCAAAGGUCGGAAACUGGGUUCCUCUGCCUAUGGCUAUGGCGGUUCCGUUUCUCAAUGGUGCAAGUUUUGCGAUUGAUAUGUGUGUUGGGAGCUUGGUAGUGUUUGUUUGGCACAAACUGGACAAGAAGAAAGCUACCUUAUUGAUUCCUGCAGUUGCUUCCGGUUUAAUCUGCGGAGAUGGUUUAUGGAUUCUCCCUUCAUCUAUUCUUGCUCUAGCUAAGUUAAAGCCUCCCAUGUGCAUGCAAUUUGUGUCCACAUAACCAGAAAAAGCUAUGGAAAAAGGUUGAAGAUAAGUGAUGAGAAUCAGUGGCAUUUUGCUAGGAGAACAGUGGUAACAGAGAAGGUUCAGUUGGAAAUGGGCAUAUCUGAAAGUGUUGCCGGCAAUUUCCUAAUAAAAUGAUGUAAUUAGUUUUUUAGUUUUUCUUGUUAGGGUCAAAAGCAAAUGUAGAUUAGCAUAGUUAGUCAUAAAUAAAUACAUUCUUUUGGCAGAUUAUAAAGUAAGAACUGUCACAAUUGAUUGUGUGGAACCAGUUAAAUGCGAAAUUCAUUGAAUACGGAGUGUUUCAUUUUUGAGAUUUGA
Molecule: messenger RNA, 2514 nt
Organism: Papaver somniferum (opium poppy)
Lineage: Eukaryota; Viridiplantae; Streptophyta; Magnoliopsida; Ranunculales; Papaveraceae
Product: metal-nicotianamine transporter YSL3-like
Exons: 7
Coding region: 212-2194 (660 amino acids)
Biological process (GO): response to iron ion; seed development
Cellular component (GO): plasma membrane
Molecular function (GO): oligopeptide transmembrane transporter activity; iron-nicotianamine transmembrane transporter activity
Source: RefSeq, a predicted model, not a curated record